AUGAAGCUCCCUGAUCCACUCCGUUGUUUAUUGAUAGUGAUAGUCUUCGCAGCUUCGCAAGUAUAUACCCAGGGACAAACACAGAACCUAUUGGAAGAAAACUCAGAGAAAAGGUUGUCCAAACGAGAGGCUGCCAUAUAUAUUGAUAGCUUCCCAAUCAUACCAAUUUCGAGACAAGCACCAGACGUAGUAUACAGGAAAAUAUCUAAAAAGAGAUACAGAAAUCCAAAACCAAAGUAUGGACCGCCUAGUUAUAAGUAUCGAUCAACAAAACCUAGCAAACCUGUCAAGAAGUACAGACGACCAGUGAAAACUAAAUACGGCCCACCGAGCUAUAAGAAACGACCAGUGAGAACCAGCUACGGUCCUCCAAAAUCUACAUACAAACCCGUCUAUGGACCACCAAAGAAAAUACCACAUAGCUACUACGCUGCAGAACCAAACUACAGAGAGACAUCUCAAGACUUUAGACCAAAUUACCAGCACACAAAACAGAGCUUCGGCGAACCACCUAUUGACUCAUACGUCGCUCCACCGAAUACAGCUGUAGAAAAUUCUUAUAAUCAAUACUCAUUGUCAAAUACUAACUCCAGACCAGUGAGUAGUUAUGGAGAGACAGGCGCGAGUGAUCACGAGUACAGCUCAUGGCAGAACUAUCAGAACGAUCAAGAUUUCGACAAUAGCUAUGAUUAUUCCAAGAAACAUGCUGUGUUUGUAAAACCAGAGACAUUCGUUAAACCUCACACUGAAUACGAUUUAACGGCUUAUGGAGAUUACGCUCAGAACGUAAAAUCGGUGGAACAAGAGCCGAUUAUUUUCAUAAAGAAAAAGAAACCCUAUAUAAAUGAAAGUGAAAAACCUCGACCUCAAAAGCAAAGACCAAACUCUCAAGAAGUUAUAGUUGGAGGGAAAUAUGCGGAACCUCCAGCGAGAUAUGUGAAUAGAGUUCAGUCUGCUAAUGUUUAUGAUGAAGAUGAUGAGUUUGAUUCAAACGAAUUCAUUGACCCUGAUGUAGCUGUCUCAGCGACCAUGUCUCCGUAUGUUAACUAUAAAAACAGUAACAUGGCAUUCAGUCCGCAAAACUUAAACGAUGCAUUUAGUAUAGUAGACAAAUAA
Messenger RNA from Danaus chrysippus (African queen), 1116 nucleotides. NCBI's taxonomy places the organism in Eukaryota, Metazoa, Arthropoda, Insecta, Lepidoptera, Nymphalidae. The record is from the annotation of a GenBank genome assembly.